Molecule: messenger RNA, 7284 nt
Organism: Odontomachus brunneus
Lineage: Eukaryota; Metazoa; Arthropoda; Insecta; Hymenoptera; Formicidae
Gene: snama
Product: E3 ubiquitin-protein ligase RBBP6
Exons: 16
Coding region: 366-6263 (1965 amino acids)
Biological process (GO): ubiquitin-dependent protein catabolic process; mRNA processing; protein ubiquitination
Cellular component (GO): nucleus
Molecular function (GO): ubiquitin protein ligase activity; nucleic acid binding; zinc ion binding
Source: RefSeq, a predicted model, not a curated record
GGUCGCGUUACCGCGGCAUCUCGUCGGUUAUAGCGUGCAGUGUUUUGUUCCCAACAUUCUAGACGUCGUGUCUCACGAGUUUCGCCACCACUGUCGCUCUUUUCGUAGCUCCUCAGCGGACAAUCGUUGUGCAGGUUAUCGCCUCCGGUUAUCGUGCUAGGUAUAAUACGACAUAAUAUGUUAGCGAGGUCUCGGCCAGCGCUCAUUGAGUGACAUGUCGACGAGAGCAACACGCACUGCGCAUUCUACACGCCGUCGUCGUGGUCGUCCAUCGAAGAAGCAGCAGCAGUACUCUGUAUUACUGAACCUUGUAUCGCGAGAGAUCUCCGCUCAGCGUGCCGCACAGUUACUCAGGUGGUAACACAAUGUCGGUACAUUACAAAUUUAAAUCCACCUUAGACUACGAUACCGUGUCGUUUGAUGGACUGCAUAUUUCUGUGGCAGAUCUAAAGAAAGCAAUCUUUCACCAGAAACGUAUCGGCAAAAAUACAGACUUUGAUCUACAGAUCACUAAUGCACAAACUAAAGAAGAUUACACAGACGAUAAUGCAUUGAUUGCCAAGAAUACCAGCCUUAUAGUUGCCAGAGUUCCACUCACGGUGCAACAAAAGCGCUCAUGGGACCGAAAUGAAACCCCUCCAUUUAAUAAUUUAAAAGAUGAAGCCAACUUGGGCAGAGCUGUUGAUCUUACGAGACUGGACGGCUCUGAAGAGGAUAAGAUUCGCGCGAUGAUGACACAGUCGACUCAAGAUUACGAUCCAUCUAAUUACAUGAAAAUUCGUGGAGCAAAUCAGACCGGUGAUGUACCUGCCAAUUAUCGAUGUUACAAGUGCCAUCAGCCUGGCCAUUGGAUAAAAAACUGCCCAUUAGGAACAAAUCAAGAACCGAUCGAAAUUAAGAAGAGCACGGGUAUUCCUCGAAGUUUCAUGGUGCCAGUUGAAGGUCCUCUCGUUCCUGGCGCCAUGAUGACACCCACAGGACACUAUGCAGUUCCUGCUAUCGAUCAUCAAGCUUACAAGGAAGGCAAGAAGGAGCGACCACCGUUUUCGCAGGAUCCGGAACCCGUAGUGGAGAAGCCAGAGAUACCAGAGGAUUUGCUGUGCAAUAUCUGCAAGGAUCUUCUAACGGACGCAGUGAUGAUUCCGUGUUGCGGAAAUUCCUUUUGCGAUGAAUGUAUUCGCACAUUUUUAUUAGAGUCCGAGGAACACGAGUGUCCGGAUUGUAAUGAGAAAGACGUGUCGCCGGAGACUCUUAUUCCGAAUCGAUUUCUGCGUAACGCGGUUAUGAAUUUCAAAAAUGAAACUGGUUAUGCCAAAAGACAAACAUAUCGACCUGCUGUGCAAAGUGCUGGACAGCCGUCGGCUGCGCCGACGGAACAACCGAAAGUUGAAACACAACAAACUGCUAGUCAAAUAUCUCCUCAAAGUACGCAAUCGUCUUCCGUUCCUAGCGCAUCGUCUCAAGAACCUACCGAACCGCCACAACCCGCUAAUAUCGAAUCUAUCUCGCAACACGUCCCGGCGGCCGCCCCCAGCAGUUUGCAACCACAGACGCCGAGCACUGUGCCUGAACCCACCUCAGAGUCACACUUACAAAGUGAUUCGGUAACAAAACUAACAACUGAUGAAGAAACUGAGGUGCCUCCUCCUCCAGGGACAGAGCCUUUACUUCCAAUACCUGCUAUUGUAAGUUCGCCCGAGAGAGAGCAAGAACGUAGCCAGGAACCACCGUGUCGUGAGAAGAAGGAACGGGACAAUGACUACACAGGAGAACGACAAUCCAGAGAACGUCGACGAAGCUUCAGUAGAGACAGUCAUCGUGAAAGAAGCGGAGAGCGUGGCCGUAGAAUCGAGAACUUACGACCAUUGAAUCGCAGGCGAUCCCUGUCGCCCAGACAUUCCCAGCACAGCGAUUACCCAUCCUCGAGCGGAGUACCGCCUCACUUAAUGAACCCAACUCCUUCCAAAGGUUAUCAAGGACACUUAGGGGAUGAUGGACAUUACCCACCUGCUAUGCAUUAUGACAGCGGCAUACGAAGAUCCAAUGAGGAUCGCCCUGGUACUCCGACGGUUGACGAACCGCACCUGCACGUCCCUUCAUCCGGCAACCAGCCGCCAUUGUUACCAUUUCCACCGGGCGAGGAGCGUAUUCCACCACCGAAUUACAAUCAGCCGCCGCCAAACGUACCGCCACACAAUCCUCCGCUGUUGCCUGAUCCAUACAUGAGUCAUCGAAUACCGAUAUAUCCACAUCAACAAGGCUCACAUUAUGGACCACCAAGAUACGAUAGACCGCCUUAUCAACAGCAAGGUUACCGACCGUCUCAGCCGCCUCGAAAUUACAACGGGCCACCGAGACCACUUAGAGGAUUACAUCACAUGGGAUACAGAGGUCUUCAGCCACCUCCGCCAGGACUGGGUAGAAACAUACAUAAUGGAAAUCCUCCUGGUAUCAUCGAUGAUCCGUUGGAAGCGUUCGAGCGUAUGCUGCGAGAGAAAGAUGAAAGAGACAGACGUCUCGGCAAGCACAGACGAAGAAGUAGAACGCGAUCAAGAUCCCGCAGUUACAGUAGAUCCAGAUCACGCUCGUUUGGACGUAGAUCACCGUUUACUUCUCGCCUCAGUCGAUCUCGCAGUCCACCGUCAAAGCGUCGGUCGUCCAGAUCACCAUUACCGCUCAGACCUCGUAGUCGUACUCCAAAACGUAGAUCGAGAAGUGGCAGUUUCUCCAUCAGCAGAUCCAGAUCGUACUCCCGCAGUCAGUCGCCGAGACUAUCCCCGUCGAGAGACCGGGAUAGAGAAAGAGACAGGGAGCGGGAGAGAGAGAGGGAAAGAGAUCGCGAGCGUGAUCGUGAUCGCGACAGAGAUCGCGAACGAGAUCGAGAUCGUGAUUUAUUACCUCGAUAUCGGUCGCCAAUAAGAUCACCUCCGAGAUUCCAAAGGGAAAGGGAUCGCGAGAGAGAACGACCGAGAUCCCGCGAGCCCCGGGACGGAUACAAUACUUAUUACAGCGAUUCGCCGGCUCACGACUAUCAGUUCAGAGAUCGUGAACGCGAUUUACCACCUAGGGAGAGGCCAUUACCGAGAUAUCCCAUAAGGAACCAGUCGUCCCAACAUAACAUACCGCCGUUGAUGCCGCAUCUAGUCACUGGAGGUCAUCCACCACCGCCGCUUAUGUCAUUGGGACCUCCGCCUACGGACAGGAAAGACUAUUAUGAUUCUUACAACAGGUAUUCCGGCCCACCGCCACCUCAACGUUUCGGUAGUCCUCUGAGGGAUCCUCCGUCUCACAAGCGAUUCGACGACGUUGCUCCGCCUGGUACUGAGGGUUACUAUGAUCUUUCGCCACCGGGUGUCGAGCAUUCCGACAGGAUCCUGAGAGAUGAUCGUGAGCGACAGCGUUCACUUAGAGAACAGGAGGACCGCGAGCAUUCGUCGAAGGAUCGUGACAACGAGGAACGUGACAGAUUAUCUCUAAGAGAUGAUAGGGGUCGUGACCGUGAGGAUCGCAUACGUGAGAGAGAUGAGAGGGACCGUAGAAUCGUGACCAGAGAUCGCGAAGAACGCGACAGGCCAGUACUGCCGAGAGAUCACGAGGACAGGAUACGAGAGAAGGACGAGCGCGACAGGAGGGAAAAGGAGAAGGAACGAGACGAUCGGCACAUUCGUGAUCGUCGAGAUGAUGACAGACAUGUCGAGAAGAAGGACUACGAUAAAGAUCGUUACAGAGACGAUCGAGACCGGCAUAGACAAGAUGAUAAGGGUCGUCAGCGCGAGAAGGAGAGACGCGAGCGUGACUACGAGUCCGAGAAGGAUCGAGAUCGGCAUGAGCGUUACGAGAGACGCUCAGUGGAGAGAAAGAAGGGCAGCAGGAAGAGUCUAACCCCGUACUCACAAAAAUCCAGGGGCGAUGCCAAGGACCUGUCGCCGGAACGCGUGAAAAAGAAGGAGAAGGAUCACGAGGAAAAGGCGGAAGAGAAAAAGAAAGAGAAGAAAAUCAAGGAGAAGAAAAAGAAGAAGGAUAGCGACGAGAAGGAAAAGAAGAAGAAGAAGAAGAAAGAGAAAAAGUCUAGCCAGAAAGAGGCAGCGCCCAAAGACGACUCAAUCAAAGUGAUGGAAUCCGAGGAUACUUUAGUCGAGAUCAAAACGGCGGACGACACAUCCUCAUCGCCGCUCAAGGCCGACUCCACGAAAACAUGCAACGAGGAAGACAACAUCGAGAGCAGAAUAGAGUGUAUGCACAGCGAGACGUCGAUCGUGCCGUUGAUCAAGGAGGAGUUCGAAGACAAGUCAUUGGCGAUGAAUCCGGAACCGCCGGAAUUCCACGAAUCUAGCCCAGAUCGAAUCGAUCAUACGGAAUUUGGCACGAACCCGCCGAAUCCGAAUUUCAAGCCAAUCCCAGAGUUGAAAUCUGACAUGAAACCGAGUACGAUGGAUAGUCUUUAUGGCGGAUUGGACGACACAGAGAUCAAUACUGUGAUUACAGAGAAGUAUUCUCUGAUGUCAUCGUCGGAACAUACGAACGACGUGAAGGAAGCGGCGCCAGCGGAAAAGUCACCGAAGAAAGACGAAUUUCUGGCGCCCAUACCAGAACUGUCAAAAUGGGAGCGCGAUGAUACGAUUGAGAAGCCCGAAGAUGACGAGAAUGACAAUACGCAAGAUUCACCCACGGAGAAAGUGCAAACAGACGAACCGAAGUCAACGAAGAUGGUGACGUCUGAGGUGUUGAAGCGCGCGGAGAAUGCAAUAUUUCAGAAGGCGAUCAACGCGAUUAGACCGAUCGAGAUUAAGAAGAUCAGCGAGAGCAGGAAGAUACUGUAUCAAAAUCCCGAGCCCAAGGUGCUAGAAGUGGUGGACCCGGUAGUAGCCGGUAGUGGUAACCGAGAGCCGCGAAAAAGCGUCAAUGUUACGAUAAACGUUGGCAGGAACGAAAGGAAUGUUGAGAUAACCGAACCCGUGAAGAAGGCCAAACUCGAUCGUACAAAGUUCAAGCCUGUCCCGGAGACAUACUCGCCGACCAGAUUAUCCGCCAAGGAGCGACUUGGCGAGAAAGUCGAGGACAACAAGGAGAGGAAAAUCAGCCCGAUAAAGAGUUUCCUGGAGAGACGUGACUCAAAAAGUGACAAUCAAUCGAGAAGCCGAUCACCCAGACGAGAAAAGAGACUGCCGUCACCGAUGCUGGAACGACGCGUAGAAUCUUCAUCGCUGAGUUUGACGAGCGGCGAGCGAAAAGUGUUCUUAGAGGACAGGAAGCGAGACAAGGAUAGAGGUAGCGAUCGCUCUAAGGAUAGAUCGGACUUUCGUAGCGGCGACCGACAUGACUUGAGGUCUGAUCGGGAAAGUAGAAUCGAUUGCAGAACGGACUUUAGAUCGAGCAGAAGUGACAUGAAAGGAGACGGUCGCGCGGACAAGGAUCGUGAGAAGGACCGUGAUCGUGAACGUAGAGUCAGAACGCCUCCUGCUUCUAGUAGUGUGUUUAAGUCGCGCACGGCGGAUAUAUCGAAGAUAGGUCUGUUGAAAUCGAAGGACGACGAAGAGGAGAGAAGACGAGAUAAGAAGGUAUCGCGGGAGGAAAAGAAGCGGAAAAAGGAGCAUCGUAGCAGAAGCAAGUCUAAAGAGCAUAAGAAGCGCAAAGAAAAGAAACAUAAAAAGGACAAGGAGAAGAAUCAGGAGAAAAAGCAAAAACAUAAGGACAGCGGUGCAACGACGGCCACUCUGAAGGAGAAGCCGGACGGUAACGAGACCAAGCUCGCCGGUUACGAAACCACCGAACAGCCACUGGUGGAAUCGUCGAAGAAACAGCGGAAGAACCCGAGACUUGUAUCCGAUCGCAAGCGCAGCAUACUGGACGAGGCCAGCUUUGAACCAGAUUAUUCUGCCUCAGAUUCGGAAACUGAUGGCGAAGACAAGACGCUGCUACCGUCGAAGAAACUGAAACUAGAUGAUUCGGAAUUGGACAAGGAGAUAGAGAUGAAGUCAUUGAAGAAACGAUCCAAGUCGACCAGCAGCGAGGACACGUCCAGCAGUUCCGACAGCACGAGCUCCGACUCAGACAGCUCCGAUGAAUCGCACAAAAAGAAGAGGAAGAAGCAUAAGAAGCAUAAAAAGAAGAAGUCCACAAAGAAAGACAGCAGCUCGGAUUCGGACACUUACUCAGACUCAUCUGACAGCAGCACUGACGAGGAGAGACACAAGAAAAAGUCAAAGAAGUCGAAAAGCAGAAGCAAGCAGUCGAAGAAGAAGAAAAAGUCCAAGCAUAAAUGACAUCAUUAGAUAUGCUUGAUGUUCAGUCGAAAAACUAUACCGGACGAAAGAAAAAAAAAAGCAGCAGGACACUUUUCUUCAAACGCUUUCGGAUAUUAACGGAAAUCUCUCACGAUUAUCCAUCAUUUUUUCAGACAAGUCCGUUUGACAAUGAUGCAUUACUCCGUGCAUGUCUUUCAAACGGAUUAUUUUGUACUCCUGACGUUUCUUGCUACAGUUCAAAGCUUUUAUGAACAGAAAGUUGUAUUUAACAGUAGAUUAUUUAUUGGUGCGGAAAAAGAAGCUUAAACGGCUUCUGAAUUUCCCGCAUGCGAGACAAAUUAACGGACCGAAGAACAGUAAAAAAAACGAAAAAAGGAGUAUAAUAUUGUAGCCAACACUGUUACAUUUUAACUUACAAAGAAAAAAAAUAUUGUAUGGCCUUUGCAUAAUUACCACGUUCCAAUAUAUUAUGUGUGAGUUGAGUAUAUAUAUAUAUAUAUAUAUAUAUAUGUGUGUGUGUGUGUAUAUAUAUAUAUAUAUUCACACACACGUUAAAACACAUGCAAGUUCAUUACGGUAAAACAAUGUACAUUAUAACCGUCAAAAGAUAAUAAGCGUGUCUAUGAGGAAUAUAUUAUACGAUGAGUCGAGAGCAAUUGUAUUUAGGAUGUUCACUAUCUCAACGUUAUAUUGUACUUUCAUAAUGUAAUAUCAUUCUGUAAGAGAUAAGUCACAAAAAUAAAAUGGCAAAAUUCUUUUAACGCGUCUUUAUAUUUUAUCAGAGUAUGCAUCGAUAUUAUACACACGCGUGCACAGAAAAAAAAAUAUAUACGUAUGGCAUCUUAGAUAUACAUAUGUUAUUUUGCAAUCGAGUCUUCAAUGUGUUGCAUUUUUCUUUUAUUUUGAUGUGAUAAGAACAAUGGUCUAUAUGUUUUAGUUUGUGUGCUCAAAAGGCUCUUAUAUUUGUAUAUAAAGAGGCAUAUCCAAGUAAUUAGUAUGUAAUAUAUACAUGAGAGAAAUAAAUAACAUUUAAAAAUUA